AUGCUGAUGGGUGCUCCUGUGAGUUGGGGAAUCAAGAAGCAGUCAAGUGUGUCGCUGUCGACGAGUGAAGCGGAAUACAUCGCACUGAGUCUGGCCAUCCAGGAAGGCAAGUGGGUGCAUCGCCUGCUAUGCGAGAUUUUGGCGGCCGCAAACGAACCAGGACCGGACCUCGUCAUCCGUGAAGACAACCAGUCGUACAUCGAGAUGACGAAGAAUCCAGUGAAUCAUGGCCGCGCCAAGCACAUCGACAUCAAGUACCAUCACAUCCGUGAUGAGGUCAAGCGCGGUGAAGUGCAGCUCGAGUAUUGCGAGACUUCCGUGAUGAUGGCGGACAUCAUGACCAAGGGACUUUCUGGACCUCGCCACGAGGACCUGACGACGGCUCUCGGCAUUCGUGCGAGUUCGGAUUGA
This is a messenger RNA of Peronospora matthiolae, 411 nucleotides long. Lineage: Eukaryota; Oomycota; Peronosporomycetes; Peronosporales; Peronosporaceae. The record is from the annotation of a GenBank genome assembly.